AUGACUGAUCGUGAAAAGCAUUCGAUUCUUAUGGUCUCCGAUUUUUUCUACCCCAACUUCGGUGGCGUCGAGAAUCACAUCUAUUACCUCUCUCAAUGCUUGCUCAAACUAGGCCACAAGGUGGUGGUUGUAACUCAUGCUUAUGGAAGGCGGUCGGGGGUUCGAUACAUGACAGGUGGUUUGAAAGUGUACUAUGUUCCAUGGAGGCCAUUCUUUAAUCAGAAUACAUUUCCAACUUUAUAUGGGACACUGCCCAUUAUAAGGACUAUUCUUAUUCGAGAAAGAAUUAACAUUGUGCAUGGACAUCAAACCUUUUCCACACUUUCUCAUGAGGCUCUUAUGCAUGCAAGAAUCAUGGGAUACAAGUUUACCUUGGCGGAUGUCAGUCAAGCUAUAUGUGUUUCUCAUACAAGCAAGGAGAACACGGUUUUGAGAUCUGGUUUGGUGCCCCACAAGGUUUUUGUAAUACCUAAUGCUGUUGAUACUGCUGUCUUUAAGCCAGCUUUCCACCGUCCUAGCCCAUUGGAGAUUGUCAUUGUUGUUAUCAGUCGAUUGGUUUACCGUAAAGGAGCCGACUUGCUUGUUGAAGUCAUUCCAGAAGUGUGCCGAUUGAAUCCUAAUGUUCGUUUCAUUAUUGGAGGUGAUGGGCCUAAGCGUGUACGGUUGGAAGAGAUGAGAGAAAAGAAUUCUCUUCAAGAUCGAGUUGAUUUCUUGGGAGCUGUACCACAUACACAAGUUCGGUCUGUUCUAAUAUCUGGGCAUAUUUUCUUAAACAGUUCCUUAACCGAAGCUUUUUGCAUAGCCAUAUUAGAGGCGGCUAGUUGUGGAUUGUUAACUGUCAGCACGCGCGUCGGAGGUGUUCCUGAGGUUGUACCAGAUGACAUGAUUGUUUUGGCAGAACCUGAUCCAAGUGAUAUGGUGCGCGCAAUCCAAAGGGCGAUAACUAUGCUGCCUAAAAUUGAUCCUCAAGUCAUGCACAACCGAAUGAGGGAACUCUAUAGCUGGCAUGAUGUUGCCAAAAGGACCGAAAUUGUAUAUGACCGUGCAUUGAAGUGUUCCGAUCAAAACCUACUCGAACGUCUCCCACGAUACCUCUCUUGUGGAGCAUGGGCAGGGAAGAUCUUUUGCUUGGUUAUGAUCUUCAAUUUUUUGCUAUGGCAUCUACUGGAACUAUGGCAGCCUGCAGAUGGAAUCGAGAAGGCGCCCAAUGUUAUUCUCUCGCGCGACUACAAUGGAUUAGAGGAAUGUUGCAGAAAACACAACAAUGCAGAAACUCACAAGAACAGUAGAGAUAGUAAUAGUAAUAUUUCAUAG
Molecule: messenger RNA, 1314 nt
Organism: Vicia faba (fava bean)
Lineage: Eukaryota; Viridiplantae; Streptophyta; Magnoliopsida; Fabales; Fabaceae
Source: the annotation of a GenBank genome assembly